AUGGUGGUCGCACCCUUGUACUUGGUAUCGACUCGGGCCAUCACAGUCAUCCAACGUAAUUGUGUCGCUUACUUGAAGCUGCGUAAUUGGCCCUGGUGGCGGUUGUUUACAAAAGUUCGACCUCUGCUCACUGUCACGCGUCAAGAAGAAAUUGUUGCGGCAAAGGAAGAUGAGCUGCGUAAGGUUCGGGAAACUUUGGAGAAAAUCAGCACAGAACAUGCCGAGGUUCAGCGUGCCUACGAGAAACUCACCAAGGAGAAGAAUCAACUUUCAGCCGAGUUGCAACAAGAACACGAAUCCAAUCAAAAUAUGCAAGCCGAACGCGAGCGACUUUUGGAGAAACUACAAACUCUGGAAGACGAAUACGCUGAGGUGGAAAAUAAAAGCUUGGAAGAUAAAGGCAAACUGCAAACCUUGGAAUUGGAACAAAAACGGCUUCAAGAAAGAAUCGCGGAUUUGUCCGAUCAGUUGGAAUUGGAAGAACAACAGCGUCAGAAAAUCCAGGUGGAGAAGAGCGCCGUCGAACAACGCAUGACCCAGUUGAACACCGAUUUUGUCAAUGUCGAGGAUAAGCAUAACAAAUUAGUUAAAGCAAAAAAGACACUAGAAGAUCGUGUAAACGAUUUGACCAGUCAGUUGGCGGAGGAAGAAGAACGAAACAAGCAGUUGGUUAAACUAAAAGCCAAACACGAGAGUUCGAUACAAAGCCUCGAAGAGCGUUUGGCUCGGGAACAAAAAGCCCGACAAGAUCUGGACAGAGCUAAACGGCGAUUGGAAGCCGAGGCGGCCGAGAAAACCGAACAGUCCGCUGAGAAUCAGCGCACUGUCGAGGAGCUCCAGGCACAGGUAUCCAAGUUAGAGGCGGAACUUACUCAGUUGCAAGCCAGACUGGAUGAGGAAAUCAUCGCUCGAACGAUUGCCUUGAAGAAGGUGGCCACCUCAACUCAGUUUCUCGAAUCCGGUAGACCUAUUGAACCAAGUGAACACGAAGCUGUCUGCUAA
This is a messenger RNA of Echinostoma caproni, 1002 nucleotides long. Lineage: Eukaryota; Metazoa; Platyhelminthes; Trematoda; Plagiorchiida; Echinostomatidae. The record is from the annotation of a GenBank genome assembly.